Cuscuta europaea is the source of this 2628-nucleotide messenger RNA. The record is from the annotation of a GenBank genome assembly. NCBI's taxonomy places the organism in Eukaryota, Viridiplantae, Streptophyta, Magnoliopsida, Solanales, Convolvulaceae.
UUAACAAAGGACGUUAAGGACGUAGCAUGUACUCCAAGGCUUUGACGCUGUACGUGGUCAUUCUCACAUUCCCGCCCUAAUUGAGAACCCGCACACUGCAGCCGGGUGACGCACUGCGACAUCGACAUGGAAAUCGAUCGACCACUACGCGAAGAAGAGGACGAUCCGUUCCUGCAAUUCAUCCACUACGCAAAAGCAAUUUUAUCACCUCUUGGAAAUGAAGACGGAGGGGAACCGAUAGGACCUGGUUGGAGCUGGAUUGCUUCCAGAAUCCUCAAAACGUGCACCUCCUACUCCAGCGGCGUCACUGCUGCCAUUCUCCUCUCCGAUCUUUCACAGGCUUGGAAUGAGCAGAGCAGGGGUGGUGCUCCAAAGAAACAACUAGAUUGUAUAAGUCAAUUGAGGAAGAAACAUAAGAGGGGAAAGCUACAGAACACUGUGACUAUAGACUCUAUCUAUGAGAAGAAGUUCUUGUCACUGAGUAGCGUUAUUGAAGCUGUUAUCAUAGAUGUUGUUAUUCUUCCAGGAACAAAUAUCUACAUGCUUCAUCUGGGGGAUUUUUGGAGCUCUAAUACAAUUGAUUUGUAUCUCCACCGGAGGUUCUACAAGUUGGCGGAUCCUAGAAAUGGCAUUUUGAAGAAGGGACGUGAAGUGUUUGUCACAGGAUGCCGCCUUACAACUACAAAAGGAUUCUCGAGUGGUGCACGUCUUUUGCCCACUGAAUAUCUUGCUAUACUUUUAGAUGAGGAUGAAGAUGAUGAUGCAAUAAUGUUAGGUGCUCAGUUUUGUUCUGACUCCUUCUCUUCCAUAUGCCUUGAUGAAGUUAGCAAUGGUGCCUCUUACUCACUGUAUGCAAGGAUAGAAUCUAUUGGGCCAUUGGAAAUUCAAGGCAUACAUGGUAGUUUACAGAGAAAACAAAUCACUCUUGUUGAUAAUGAUGGUGUCAGGUUGAAGUUUCUACUAUGGGGUGAGCAGGUCCUGUUUGCUAAUCUUUUUAGUGUUGGAAGUAUGCUUGCCAUGGAAGCACCAUUUAUAGCAAGUUCUGCUGAAAGUGGUCUUGAUUCAAAUGAAGAGCUUUGCCUUGAAUAUGGAAGUGCGACACAACUCUAUGUUGUCCCUCUUAUUCAGCAUACGGAACAAGUGUGUGUAGCAUUGACACAGAAUCGUUGUGAGGGAUCCAAGAUGUUAAUUGAAUCUGAUUCAGGGCAGGGAAUUCCAGUUUCACAAGUGUCUUUGCCAUGUGACUCGCUGGGAUCCAUCGACUUCAGAAAUUAUCCCUUCCGGGAACGUUUGAAAUCAGCGCGUCUUGAUAUCCUUACACUGAAUGGAAAUGAUGAGUCUGGGGUCCAAUCCGGUUCGCUGGGAAAAUCGUUUGGUGCGAUCAUAUGCGACCAACAUGAAUAGCGAGUGCGAUCGAAAUGGAUAGCAAUUGCGAUCGACAUGAAUAGCGACUCGGAACGAGUAGGGAAGCGUACUAUCCGGCGAUCCAGGUAGCGUUUGAAACGCUUUCGUACCGCGAUUGGCCAUUUGUUACAGAUAUGCGUGACAAGAUGACUGGAAUCAGCCUUUAUGGAGAUGUUAAAGGCAUCCGAAGCAUGGGUGAUCACACUUUUUCUUUAAAAAUUGAAGAUGCAACAGGUGCCGUUUGGGCAAGGCUACAUUUUAUAGGAUCCUGGUCAACAGGAAGGCUUAGCAUGGGGCACACCAUCUUUAUUUCCGGUCUGUCAUGUUCUAUGACCCAACAGAAAACCCUUGAACUGUCAUGGUUUGAAAAUGAUCCUGGAGCAUCUUUUGUUAAUAUUAGCUGCCUACCGUCACUGCUUAAUUCAUCUUGUCUUCACAAAUUCUCAAACCUUUCUGAUCUAUCAGCCCAAGCUACUGGUAUGCCGUGUUUGGCUUGACCAAAUUGAGUAUUGUCACGUCGGUACGAGAUUAGCACAUGCCCCCUGCGGUCAUUUUGUAUGUGAUGAUGAGGUUUCUACUGCAGAACUAAAGUGUAACUUCUGUGACAUCAUAUGCAAUGAUGAAGUGGUGCGAACUUUCCAUCUGAGAAUAACCAUUGCUGAUAGCACUGGAAAGCUACUGGCCUGGUGUUCGGGUUAUACUGCCACCGAGUUACUACAGAUUACUCCUGAUGAGUUCUGUGACUUGCCAGAGGAAGAACAAUUAAUGUAUCCUUCUUCCCUUGAGAACGAAAAGUUCACCGUGGCAUUGGUGAAGGGUCAUGAUGUUACAGGCAAUGUACAUAAAACUGUGUCGUGGGAAAUCACACGUGCAGCUAAGUGUGAAUGAAAACAUUGUGUGUUAACAAUGAGGGCACCUGAUUUGUAUAACAUUGUGUUAUACCUCCAGUUACAAAAUUCCACUGUACACUGAAGGUGUAAUGAAAUGGAUGAUGAAACUUUCCAUAUUUGUUAAUCAAUUGACUUCACUUGAGAGUUGAGACGUUAAAAAAUAGGCUGUUACUCCGUAUGUUUCUUUUAUAGAGCAAGUGACAACCUUCAUCGUCCAUUUCAUUACAACUAGCUGAAAAGAUACUUUUAUUAGCUUUUUAAUAACCUUCAUCGUAUGUUUGGCAUAACUAGUUGAAAAGAUACUUUUAUGAGCUUUUUAAUACCUGUUAACUUU